GGUGGCUUUUGCUGCGUCUUUCCUUUGACGUCAGCGAGCGAAGAACUACUUCUUUCCCUCCCUCUCUCAUCAUUCUCAGAUCUCCCGCUCCCUCCUUCCCUUCAUCUCUCUGAAUCCUGCUGCCCACCUCGCCGUCCUCGCAUUCCGCCGCUCGCUCUCGCGAUCCGGCAGCUUCCUCUUCGCCGUCGUUCUUGCCUCACCUCGUCCGCUAUCCUGUAAGCUGCUGCUGGGUCACCCGUGGCUGGACUCGACCCCGCCGGCGCCGCCUCCGGGGGCUGGGUUCGCCGGAUGUUUAUCGGCUCCUGAUCCAUCCGGAUCCCGGAUCCGCCGCAAAGGCACCGCCUUUGUAGGUUCUCCGGGCCCAUGCAGGAGGGUUUGGCGAUUCGGCGGUGAGGCAGGGCUCUGGUUUAGUUCUUGCGUUGGACUAGCCCGGAGAUGCUUCGUGGAACGGGGCACGGCGGCGGGGAUGCGCGGAGGCGGGCACUGCGCUCGUCGCGGCGGCGUCUGCCCGGGUGGAUCUGGUGGCUUCUCGGGAUCUUCCUCCUUGUCGGGCUCAUGCUCUUCGUCCUUCACCACAACCAAAAGGAGCAGUUCCGGCCGCCCGUCGUGCAAUAAAUCGUACCUGUGAUACCUGUUUGAUGAGCCUUUUGAAACUGCACAAUUGAGAGUUGAAGAUGCCAAAGAGAAAUCAGAUGAAUCAUGAAUAGAAUAGGAUACUGCCAAGGAUAAUGGUUCAGAGAUGGAGGAAGUCCCUCGUGAGAAAGUGAAUUUCUCAGAAGAGCUUUUGAGCAGCACAUCAUUUGCUCGCCAAUUAGCGGAUCAGAUGACUUUAGCAAAGGCGUAUGUCAUCCUUGCAAAAGAGCAUGAUAAUCUUCAGCUUGCAUGGGAGCUUAGUUCGCAGAUAAGGAAUUGUCAAAGAUUGCUCUCUGAAGGGGCAGUUAGUGGGAGAGCAAUCACUAAAGAUGAAGCCCAUCCUAUAAUAAGCCGGCUAGCACUGUUAAUAUACAAGGCUCAGGACUCUCACUAUGAUAUCAGCACAACAAUAGUGACAUUGAAGAACCAUGCCCUGGCACUAGAGGAGCGUGCAAAGGCAGCAAUUGUUCAGAGUGCUGAGUUUGGCCAGUUAGCAGCAGAAUCCUUCCCGAAGAAUCUGCACUGUCUAACUGUGAAACUGACAGAGGAGUGGCUUCGGAACCCGAAGCAUAGGAGUCGCUCAGAGGAGAACCGGAAUUCCACACGAUUGGUGGAUAAUAAUCUGUAUCAUUUCUGUAUAUUCUCUGAUAAUGUGCUGGCCACUUCAGUUGUUGUCAAUUCUACAGUCUCCAAUGCAAAUCACCCUCAACAGCUUGUGUUUCAUGUGGUCACUGACAGAAUCCAUUUUGGCGCAAUGUCAACAUUGUUCCUCAUAAAUGACUUCAAAGGUUGUACUGUUGAAGUCCGAUGCAUAGAUGAGUUCUCGUGGUUGAAUGCUUCUUCAUCUCCUCUUGUCAGGCAACUAUCUGAGGUUGAAACUCAGGGUUACUAUUACUCAGCUGGUUCCAAGAAUCCUGAAAGAGAAAUAAAAUUCCAUAAUCCAAAGUUUGUUUCUCUACUGAACCAUUUACGGUUCUACAUUCCUCAGAUACUUCCCAACUUGGAGAAGGUGGUGUUUCUUGAUGACGAUGUUGUGGUGCAAAAGGAUUUGACUCAGCUGUUCUCCAUAGAGCUGCAUGGCAAUGUCAUUGGAGCAGUGGAAACUUGUUUAGAGUCGUUUCAUCGGUAUCACAAGUAUCUAAAUUUUUCGCAUCCUACUAUCAGCUCCAAGAUUGAUCCACAUACUUGUGGAUGGGCUUUUGGAAUGAACAUUUUUGACUUGAUAGCUUGGAGGAAGGCAAACGCCACAUCAUUGUAUCAUUAUUGGCAAGAGCAAAAUUCUGACCUAUUGCUCUGGAGAACAGGAACUCUUCCUGCAGGCCUUUUGACAUUUUAUGGCCUGAUGGAGCCCCUAGACCGCAGAUGGCAUGUCUUGGGUCUCGGGUAUGAUGUAGACAUAGAUGAUCGUCUGAUUGAGAGUGCUGCUGUUGUGCACUAUAAUGGAAACAUGAAACCCUGGCUGAAGCUGGCUAUUCGCCGUUACAAGUAUAUAUGGGAACGGUAUGUGAAUAUCUCACACCCGUAUGUUAGAGAGUGUAUGUUGCAUUAGAAAGUCUGCAAAUCUCUGUAUGUUCUUGCAUGGCACUGAAGCUGCAUGCUUCAGUUUCUUCACAUGAGGCUGCUUUUGAGCACCUUAUGUGCCGGAAAGUUCCAGAGGUAGAAUAUAUACUCAAGGGACAGCAUCAAAGAAGUCAACUGUUAAGUUUUCUUUUUGGGUUGGGAGAAGAUUCAUUUUGGGAUGAAAAUAAUUCCUUUGCAGAGUUUACAUACAAUUUGGACUGGAAAAUUUAGCAGUCUAACCAGAUACAUCUGGAUAGAUACUGUAAAAGAGAUACAGUUGGAUCAAUGGACAUUCUUUUUUUUAGAUUUAGGAAAUGCAAAUUGUGAGCUCAACUGUGCAGGGCCAGUGGUGUUGGAUUCUUUUAGUAAUAUCUUGUUUUAUACCGGCGAAGAAGGCUCUGCCUCCCUCGUAUAAGUAGCUCCUUUGUGCUUAUUCGUACACUAUGAAUUCAGUUGGAUUUCAUA
Molecule: messenger RNA, 2658 nt
Organism: Zea mays
Lineage: Eukaryota; Viridiplantae; Streptophyta; Magnoliopsida; Poales; Poaceae
Exons: 3
Coding region: 740-2182 (480 amino acids)
Molecular function (GO): polygalacturonate 4-alpha-galacturonosyltransferase activity
Source: RefSeq, a predicted model, not a curated record